GGCUUAAACAUUUGUCGAAACAAAACGCAAGUGAAAAUUGCUAACAUUAUUAUUGUUUGAGCCUUUUAUUCUCAUGAAACACGGUAGUUUUCAUAUAAAAGUUGACCUCAAAUUUGCACUAAUGUAUUACUUAACAUAUGAUUUCCCUUACGAGCUCUGCGAAAAACGGCCAUGACUUUCGAAAUUUCAAAGGAUCCGCCAAACAUAACGUGACGUUUUUGCAUUACCCGUAUGUACAAAUUGACGUCAGCGACGUAUUGUGUUUUGGAUGGCAAAGACAAAAACGUUGUUUUAAAAAGCUUUGUAUGUUCGGAAAAUGUGAAGUUGCAAUAUUGCGAUAAUGAAAAUCGUUUGCAUCGGUGUACUUUUAUGCGGCAUUUUUUACUGUUGUAUUGUACAAACAUCGAGUUCACCUGAAAGACCAUCACAGACAAUAAAUCUAGAGACUGCUUCAAUUGUCUCACCCGGACUUCUUGAAAGAAUAUUUUUAUUUCCGCUCACCUUUCUGCAAGACGAACCUAAAAGUCCAACCGAAAAUGACGUCGUUUCGACAGACACCAGUUUACAAAUAUGCGACGGGGGUACGGUAUUUGACGUGUUCAUCGAUGCAGUAACCGUAAUUGUUUGGCGAAUAUGGAACCUGCUCGAAGAAAACUGCGAACCACUCGGCCUCUGGGAUUUCAACCUUGAUCCCCACCUUGUUGGCACGGACACGAACCCUCCCGAUAACGGCUUCGGAAUAAUUUCGGCAACCUUCCAUCAAACAUCCCGACUUCUGCCGACAUUUAAUAUCGUAAAGGAAGUAACAAAAAGCAGUCUGAUAACGGCAAUCGAAAAAAUGGAUGUCUCCAACGCAAGGAUGAGAGUGUUAGAUCUUUCGACAAAAGUAUAUGAAAUGAUGUCACACCUUUUGUCGAUCGUGACAAUGACGUGGAUGACACUAUUGAGAUGGACCGUGGCGACUAUUCUUGCCGUGUCCUGUUUCACAUAUUUUUUACCGAAUGUAAAUUCGAAUGGAAACACAAAACGAAGACAUUUUAUAGUAGCGCGUCUUAGGGAAAAACUAAAACCAAAACAGCAACGCACGUCCCCCAUGUCUUCACCGAGGGCGAAAGUACAUUACCAAAUGUGUGAAGUGUACGACACCCUGCCAUGUAACUGUGGUGGUCGAAAAACAAGUUUGGAGCAUACCCACUACCGCAUGUGUGAGCUAUUCGACCGACAGCGCUGCAACUGCGGUGGUCGACGGAAUGGACCCAGGGAGCUCGAAAAACCUCACGUCAAGUCCGAAGUGUUGGGCGGCGAAUGUUGCAACUACAACUGCGGUAAGGUCUUUGUUGAGAAUAGGUCACCAGUAAACAUCAUAGUUCUCGGAAAUCCUGAAGCAUUUAUAAAAUUGACGCGCACGAGGAAUGGAGGCCUGAAUGAACUGUCGACGAGCUUUCAAGAGUCUCACAACGGCAUUUCAGAUGUUGAAGAUGAUUCUAAUGUGAGCAUACACAUUCCUAAAACGGUUGCUCGCAUCGAUACUCUUGAAGCCGCCUAUCAUCUUGAUACUAUUGAAGCUAUUACAGCCGCCGAUCAUCUUGAUACUAUUGAAGCUAUUACAGCCGCCGAUCAUCUUGAUACUAUUGAAGCUAUUGAAGUCGCCGAUCAUCUUGAUAUUAUUGAAGCUAUUGAGGUCGCCGAUCACCUUGAUACUAUUUACAACGGUGGUGAUGAAGUGAUAGAGCUGGGCACGAGUCUGUGCAGCGACAUCGGUCAGCCUUGCUUUAACUCUAGUUUUAAAGAGGAAUCGAUUCUAAAUGACCUUGAAACAAUGUCACAUUCGAGCGCGUAUUACUCGCCAGCGCCAGGAGACAGCGCCGAGUUGAAACUCUCGCCUUGGAAAUCACCGCAGAAGAGGCGUGGUCCAGAGGACAGUUCACGGGCAAAUGAUUCACUGUGGUCAUUCUAUGACGCCGAGAGCUUUCUGGAUACCUCGAACUUCGAUCAAAACAUUUCUUUUCAACGUGGAGAUGGGAUCGUGGAGAUAGCAAUGAUUCUGUUGGUAAAAGGAGCAAUCAAGAUCACAGCGUGGUUCAUGAAUAAGCAAGGCUUCAUAAAGGCAUCUGAUGGCGUAACACUUCAGGCAGAAAACGCCAACACAAAUAGUGAACUACGACGACGGCGACCAAGAAAUAGAAUCCGGUACAACCGGCAAUUUUCUGGAUCUCAAAAUAACUCUGCGAUGAAACUUCAUGAUACUACUCUCGGAUCUUACUGUGCUUGCGGUGAUUUUGCAGAUACAACCGAUGCAGAGAAUGGGAAACCCAAAAACAUUGGUAAUUACCCGUUGGAAAAAAUGAAUUGUGUAGGUGCUCGUGAUACCAAUCAUUCCGAGAACAACGAAUCAAUUCUGAAUAAUGACGUGAACGAUCUCAUGCUGGAAGGUUGCGAGUCAGAUAAAGAACCAGCCAUAAUUUUUAGAUCCAACGAAAAUAUAUAUUAUCCGAUUAAUGACGACGCAUAUGAACGAGGUUCUCACAGUAGUUUAUUAUCAAGAAUACCCUUUACAAAGAUUAACAAUAAUCACAGUUCUGACGGCGGGAAUAACUUUAAAUUGAGUAAUGACAGUGAAUCUGUCACUGCAAUAGAAGAGAAUGUGGCAGCUUUUGAUCAACCAGUGUGCAGGUUUUUGAAUGAGAUCACUGACCUUAACCGCGAUAAAGAACUUAUGAUCGAAGGGCACGAAUCGCCCACAUUGGAAAAGGAUCCCAGCUCUGCUCCUGAGGGAGUAAUUUCCGAUCAAAUAGAACAAUUAAACAUGGAAGACAAUAGGUUAAAAUGUACCGCAACUGAAAGCGUAAAACCGCAUGAAAUCGUAGGCAGUAAUUUGCAUACAAUUGAACAGAUUGAUGCCCCAAAACUGAAUCUAUGUGAAAACACUGCAUGUAUGUCAGUGACUGAAAAUCGAGAACUGCAAAACAGUCAGGAUAGUUCCAGAACAGUAUAUGUUGCAAUAAACGAGACAACCCCAUCGAUGUGCAACUACAACACACCAAUAUUGAUAUCGGAUGUCGCGAUACAAGAAGAUGGUAAUGUAAAGCUGCCUUCGGAACCAAUCACAGAUGCCAUUGAUGAUCGGGACAAUAGCGAUGGCAUUAGAACACCGGAGUUAUCUGCCUCUGAUGGAUAUUUAACGGACUCCUCAGGAUAAGGACAGGGUCUAUUUGCAUAAGUGAACAAACUAUGUUCAUGGAUGUGAAUUAUUUUGUCGAAGUUUUUCAGUUACCGCACAUUUAGAAUUUUUUGGUUGACGGAUGUGCCUCUAUGCAGAAUUUAAUUGGUCAUAUAAUAUUGUUUUAAAAUAGAAUAGUAUCUUAUAAAAAAUAAAGAUAUUCAGAUGUUGAA
This is a messenger RNA of Dreissena polymorpha, 3393 nucleotides long. RefSeq lists its product as uncharacterized. The record is from RefSeq and is a predicted model, not a curated record. Lineage: Eukaryota; Metazoa; Mollusca; Bivalvia; Myida; Dreissenidae. The transcript is spliced from 5 exons. The coding region runs from base 341 to 3199 and encodes 952 amino acids.